Molecule: messenger RNA, 5499 nt
Organism: Mya arenaria
Lineage: Eukaryota; Metazoa; Mollusca; Bivalvia; Myida; Myidae
Product: trichohyalin-like
Exons: 4
Coding region: 160-2655 (831 amino acids)
Source: RefSeq, a predicted model, not a curated record
GCUGCACUAUUAAAUGUUAUUUUAGAGUUAAGCAAUUUUGAAUCUGCGUCAUUUCGAGUGUUCAUAAUAUUCUGUGAGGACUGAACACAGAUUUUUCGUAUGGAUAUUUUUCACGAUGAUUUUUAACUAAUUUUAAGCAGCUUUUCGAAGGUAUAAACAAUGACCUGCACUAUCGGACCGCCGGCAAUCGAGAAUGGAUACGUGUCGUUUACGACCCUUGACGACGUCGCCGGUAAUACCCCUGCCUUGUGGAAAGAUACCACGGUGGUAACAUACGAGUGUUUCCGGUACUACGGACUGGUGGACGCGUACACACAGACAUGCUCUAGCACAGAAUGGACGGGGACGCUCCCCAAGUGCGAGUACAGCCGGAGCACAAAGAUUUGGUUUUGGUUGCUGAUGGCUUUCCUCAUACUGCUGUUGCUGUUGCUACUGUUACUACUGAUCUUCCUCUGCUGCUAUUUCUGUCGUUGUUGCAAACGAUGCGGUAAGGGAGGAGGGCGAAACCGUCGGGAUAGCGAUGCCGAGAAAGGGAGACGUGACAGGAGUCGCUCACCACGGGACAAGUCACCCCGCGGUCGGGGACGCAGCAAGUCGCCGGACCGGAAACGCGACGAUGAUGAUGAUGACGGUGGUGGCAGUGGAUGCAGUGCCUGCUGUCGAAAGUCGAAGAGCAAAGAGCGGAAGUCACGUUCACCCGGUAGAAGUAGAGAUCGCUCCAGAGAUAAGUCGCCACGCGGCCGCAGUAGGAGCAAAUCCCCUCGACGAAAGAGUGAAAUUGCUGAUGAAGAGAAGGACAAGUCUAAAAGCUCGUGUUGUUUUUGCUGUGCCGGGUCGAAGAGCAAAGAGCGGAAGUCACGCUCACCCGGUAGAAGUAGAGAUCGCUCCAGAGAUAAGUCGCCACGCGGCCGCAGUAGGAGCAAAUCUCCCCGCCGAAAGAGCUACAUAGUUGAUGAAAAGAAGGACAAGUCUAAAAGCUCGUGUUGUUUAUGCUGUGCCGGGUCACCACGCAAAGAAAGAAAAACCCAUCCUGAGCGACAUGAGUCCCCGGGAAGAGGGUCGAGGGAUCGAUCGCGGGAGAACAGUGCCGCCCCUGGACCGGCCUCCAGAAGGGACCGGUCGCCGUCACCGGAAAGUGACAAAGAAAAGAGAGGCUGCUGUGCCAGUCUUUGUGGCACAACUGAAGGAAAUGGAGGGCGGCAGAAGCAGGAAAACAUCAUUUAUAACCAAAAACAUGAACAGAAGAAUUACCAAUACGACCAUAAAGUAUAUCCGGUUAAAGAUUAUGCUGGAUUGAACACACACCCGCCUAAACGUUCACAAGUCCAACCGAUGAAAGAGGAUAAGCAGAAACGUGACCGAUCUCCCAAGGAGGAUGGUCGCCGGCGGCGCAGUCCGUCUCCCGUUGCCACCGACGACGACGAAGAAAAGUCAAGCGGCGGCUGCUGCGCUGGGCUCUGUGGAUCGACCUCCGGAAAGAAAAAGAAAGAAAAGCCGGACAAAAAUAAGCCAGGAAGACAGGACAGUAAAGAACGGCAGGCAGUUCCCACUGAUGACGAGGAGGAGCCGAAGGGUGGUUGCUGUGCAGGAUGCUGCGGAAGCAAAAAGAAGAAGCAAAAGCCGCAAACACCGCAAAAACCGCAAAGUCGCGAAGGGUUCUAUAAUAACGAUCACGGAGUACAAAGAGAUGUGGAAACACCACGUGAAGAAGAAAAGCCGCAAAAACAACAAAAUUCGGCAAAACAGAAAAAAGACAAAGCGAAGAAAGAAAAACGCGACACCACGGAGAAGGGCGCAGCGCCGAAAACAGAUGACGAGAUAUUUAAGGAAGAAAUCGCCCAAAUGGAAAAAGAAAAGGAGAAUGAAAGGAAGCGACGGGAACAAGAGCGGAAAGAGCGAGAAGAUGAGCUGAAGCGACAGAAGGAGGCGGAGAACGAGCGGAAACGAGACGAGGAGCGACAACAACGGGCGCGCGACCGCGAGAUCCAGCGGCAGCAGCAGCGGGAGCUUGCUAUGCUUCAGGAGGAGCGAGAUCAGACGAGCAAGGAAAAUGAUUUGGAGGACAGGGAGCGCCAGCGGCAGGAGAAUCUGGACCGUAUCCGGCGGAAGGAGGAUGAGCAGAGGAAUGAAAAGAAGGAGCGCGAACGCGAGAGGGAGAGACAGCGUCAAGAGCAGCGGGACCGACAGCAGCAGGAUCAAGAGGAGCGGCAGCGGCUACAGGAAGAACGCGAGAGAGAGCGGGAGCAGCAGCGGCAGCAGCAGUUAGCCCUAUCAGAGCAGAGGGCGGACGAGAGGCGGCGAACUAAAGAGGAACGGGAGGCGCAGCGGCAGCAACGGCUCAAGGAACGUCAGCAGGAACGAGAGAAGCCAAGGGAUCCCGAAGAUAAGACCCCAAGAGCCGAUGAUGACGACGAUUAUCUGGAAAAUGAGUCACCGCUUCGGACCCCUGAAACUAGAAAAAGGCGACCUAAGCGUAAGGCUCCCAAUCUUUAUAACUCCAACGACAAAUACUUGAAGGGCGUUAACGAAGACAAAGUGGGACACAAUGGGACCGUAAACCCAACAAUAUACUCCCCGCCCAAGAAGGUGAAGCCCGUGAACUUCUGGCGCCCAUCAACCCAGGCUGUUCGCUUCAUCAACCAAAGCACUCUCUAGAUGGGACGCAACACAAAAGGGCCGUUCGGUAGAACGUAAAAAAAACAAGGGCUUGGGCUAAAGCUCUUCUUAAGCUGAAAAAUUGCUUUCAAAUUAAUAAUGCUCAGACGUGGAGCAAAUACGUUUCGUUAUCUGUGAUAUUGCAAAUCAAUUGCUUACAUUUAUCUGUGAUAUUUUUCAUCGUAGUAGCAAUAAACACUCGUAACUACUCGGCUAUCUCCGGCAAGCUCCGGAGUCUGUGUUCUUUGGAUAAUAGCCGAGAGUGUUCCGAGUGGAACAAAAAACUAGAGCUCUUGCCAAUUGACCGUAAUAAUUAAAUGAUAAUAAGACAUACACUUAAUGCUGUAAAUGAAUAAUUUCUUUACGCGUUAUGUUACUAACAUCCUGUCGAAGGAUACUCCUACAGUCUUCAGUACUUCUUCAGUCGAACCCCGUUGGCUCGAACUCCCAGGGACCGGCGAAACUACCUCGUACCUCAGAAUUUCGAACCAAGCGGGGAAGCCAACCUUCAGUUUGGCUCAACUCCCAGGGACCGGCGAAACUACCUCGUACCUCAGAAUUUCGAACCAAGCGGGGAAGCCAACCUUCAGUUUAAAGAAAUUGGUCCUUUACCUUUAGUUUGAGCAAACGAUGAAUUCGAGACAGGCGAGUUCGAGCCAACGAGGAAUUCGAGACAGGCGAGUUCGAGCCAACGAGGAAUUCGAGACAGGCGAGUUCGAGCCGACAUGGUUCGACUGUAGAUGGAAUGUGUUAACAAAAUAAUAUGUUUACUUAUUUUAGAACGGGACGGCUUUAUGAAGUAUUUUCUGUUUAGGAAGAUCAAGAAAGAGCAAGUUUUCAUUGAUGUUUAGUUUAAUCAUAUUUUUAUUGUUUUCUUUUGUAAAACAUAAGACAUAAACUUACAGACAAAUCACACACAAAGAAUAAGUGGGUUGGGCUACAUGCUAUAACAACAUUAGUUUCAGCCAUUCUCAGGCGUCACUGUAACGUCAAUACCGCAUGCAUUUAAGAUUAAAGUGACACUCUUAUUCAAAAUCGAUACAUACACAUGUAUAACAAACAUCAAUUUUGAGUGAUAAACCUUUAACUACUUACUAAAUAAUGCAUUUAUGGAAAAUAUUAGUUACUGAUAACAAGAUUGUAACCAUGUAUUUAAUAGUAGAAAGCUCAAAAAUAUUAAAUGAUUGGUGAGUGCUAAAAUAUUUACUGUGGUCUACUGUAGUCUCAUAGGGUAGAAAUACCGUGCUUUAUGCUCAUUUCUUUCAGAUUAAACUUGGUAUCCUUCAUAAGAAACAUUGUUUUCGACAUUUAUUCAUCCUUUUUGGAAUAUUAAAACAAUAUUAUAAAGUGUGGUAAAUCUUAUUUGGGAGUAAGAGUGCAUCGUUAAAUGUUAGUUGAAAAAUUUUGAAAAAUAGACUAUGUUGACGCACAAAAAACAUUCUGCUGACCAAUUAAUGUUUGGGGACGAUAAUCAAUCUCAUUUAUGAAGAGGUUGAUUUUUAGCUUCCUCCGAACUAAGCCAGUUGAAAUUAAGACCAGCGAAGUUGAUUUUGUGUGCAUCUUUUAGAGUUUUAUCUUAAAUUUUUAAACAGCAACUGCAUCGUUCGCCUCAGGGUCUUAGAUUGAUUAUAUUAGUUUAAACAUAUUUAUUUUACAACGAUUGUGAAACAAGUUAUUACAACAUUAUAUUAAUCACUCUCGUUGGCACGAUUUUACGCGAGAGUGUGGUCUUGUGUUGUGGGGGAAACCGGAGAACCCGGAGAAAACCCACUUGUCCGGCUUGGUGACCACGAACCAAACUCACAUGCUUCCGAGCCGGGAAUCGAACCCGGGUCGCCUAGAUGAGAUAUAUAUUGAUUGCAUUGUUACGAUCGUUAUACAUUUUCAUUUAAGAUUUAAAAGUCCUGCAAACUGCGUUUUUCCAGAUAUGUGUGUAACGAAUACAAUGUUAUUUUUUUCAUUUUGGAUUUAAAAGACCUGCAAAAUGUUAUCAGAUAUGUAUGUAUUAAAAUUAACACAGUUUCACAUUGUCAGUUUGGAUUUAAAAGACAUGCAAAAUGCGUUUUAUCAGAUAUGUAUAUAAUGAAUACAAUGUCAUAUUUUCAUUUAAGAUUUAAAAGACCUGUAGAAUGUGUCUUAUCAAUUAUGUAUGUACUUAAUACAGUUUCACAAUUUCGUUUUGGAUUUUAUGUACUACAUGUGUAAUAAGUGUGUGCGUUUCAUUGUUUUAAAAAUGUUUCAGUUAGUCGAAAUUUUCCUAAAUACUUCAAUUAAAGGUACUUGUUUACGUUUCAUAGCGUCAGAUAUCAAAUAUGGUAUUUUAUGUAAAAUGUCUAAAACUUUUGAACAAAAAAGAUUUUGCGGAAAUGUUUUAUUAAUGCUAUUGAAAACUGUAUUUUUUCAGGUUUUUUUUUUCUCAAAUGAAUAUCGGGUUUGUGUUCAUAAUAUUAAGAAAAAAGUACAAUUUCAAGAAAGUUUAAAAAACAUAUUUUUGCUCAAAUACCAUAAAUCUGUGAGCGAGUUCCUUUAAAAGUUGGUGCACCUCGGUCAUUUGCCAUCAAAACAAUUCGUCGUUAGACGGAGAUGACCGAGUUUUUCCGAUUGUCGCUUAAAGUUAUUAUUUGUUAAGUCAUAAUUAUGUUAGUUUUUAAUUAUGUUGUAAAACAAAUUUGUAUUCCGUCUGACGCUUUGAAUAGCUGUAAUAAUUUGACCAUUUAUCGCCAUUGAAAAAAAUAUAAAGCAAAUAUAAAAUGUAAACUAAAGGUGCUAUAUGAAGUUUAUGCUAUUUUUGUCAUUGUUAUUCUUUUGUAAAAAAUUACAUUUUGCUUGCUUUAAUCUUCGUGA